AUGAGCAACCGGCCGAACAUGCUUAUUAACCUUCCCCCACCUCCCUCAGAUCCUACCACUCCCAACGAGCAAGGUCCAGGCACUCCAAAUUCUACUACUACUUCCUUGUCGGCGCUUUCAGUCGUCGCAAUCAAAGAUGGUGCCAUGGGUCAUGGUCAUGGCGGUCGAGGCACAACGCAAUCAGCAAACACCCUCGAGGCAGAACGCGCCGAUCGAAUAUCUAGACUGGCUGGCUUGGAAAGAGUAGCUACUGUACGGUCUACUCCAUCCGGGCAUCUGAUUCCUGGAGCAGGGCCUGCGCAACAACAAUAUAUGAAGGAAAUCUCCACGGUUGGCAGUGCGAGCGCUACCGGUAGUGUAGGAGGCAAGACGACUUGGGCGAGUCAAAGCAUGGAUUACGACGAUGCAGACAAGAUGAGCGAAGAUCAGGAACCGGAUGAUGGAGUUUCGAGUGUAGGCGGCUUCAGCGAUGAGGACAAAGCAAGCCUGGUUGGUUUCGGAGAGGGUGCAGGAAGUACAGUCUCUGGGCCAGUCAACACAGCGCAUGCUCGAGCAAUGGCGGCACGGCAUGGAAUUAACAGUUCUGUCUUGCCAAGGACGCAGAGCAUGCAAGGCCAAUCUGCUUCAGGAGGUAGCACGCCUAUGAGUGGUGUUGAACGAACAGUUAGCAGCACAGUGGGAGGUGGCCCUGACCCAAGGAUGAUGGACGGCAUGAGCUACGACCAAGGUAUUGUCGACACCACUGAUUCCGCGCCUUCCUUUAUCGAACGACCAUAUCCAGGUAGUCGGUUUAGUGGUAUGGGAACCGAGGUGGCAGAGACCGUGAUGCGGGACAGGCUAGACGACAGAGAUCCAAGAGGUAUGGCUACGCCUCCGGACAAUCAAUCGCUUGGGAGAUUCACCUUUGAGAAGGAGUGA
Lithohypha guttulata is the source of this 918-nucleotide messenger RNA. RefSeq lists its product as uncharacterized. The transcript has 2 exons. NCBI's taxonomy places the organism in Eukaryota, Fungi, Ascomycota, Eurotiomycetes, Chaetothyriales, Trichomeriaceae. The coding region runs from base 1 to 918 and encodes 305 amino acids. The record is from RefSeq and is a predicted model, not a curated record.